Molecule: messenger RNA, 846 nt
Organism: Drosophila willistoni
Lineage: Eukaryota; Metazoa; Arthropoda; Insecta; Diptera; Drosophilidae
Product: probable 6-phosphogluconolactonase
Exons: 3
Coding region: 47-793 (248 amino acids)
Biological process (GO): pentose-phosphate shunt; carbohydrate metabolic process
Molecular function (GO): 6-phosphogluconolactonase activity
Source: RefSeq, a predicted model, not a curated record
UACAUUUGAGUAUCUGGCAGUACUGUGUGAGAUUGUUGAACUUAAAAUGCCGGAGCGCAAGUGUCCUUUUGAAUUGAUCCUGGCUGAAAGCGAGGCAAAAUUAAUUCAAAACUUAAGCGACCUUGUUAAACGGUGCUCUACGCAGGCCUUACUUAACAAGAAAUCAUUUACCAUUGGCUUGUCAGGUGGCUCUUUAGUGCAGUUGUUGACCAAAUCUUUAGUUGACCAACCCCUGGAUACAUCACGAUGGAUGUUUUUCUUUUGCGAUGAGCGUUAUGUGGCCCACGAUCACAGUGAUUCCACGUACUGGGCAUACAAGACUGAAUUGCUAAGCAAAUUGCCGAGCAUACAAGAGUCACAAUUCAUCAAGGCCGACACUACCAAGCCGCUGGACCAGUGUGCUCUGAAUUACGAAGAGCAGGUGAAAUCCAAAUUGGGUUUGCAUGGAGACACUUUGCCACAAUUUGAUUUGCUUUUACUGGGCAUGGGACCCGACGGACACACCUGCUCUCUGUUUCCCGAGCAACCCGAAUCGUUGGCCGAAAGUUCACGUCUGGUUAUUCCCAUACGUAACUCACCCAAGCCGCCACCUGAGAGAAUUACGUUCACUUUGCCGCUGAUCAAUAAUGCUAGGGAUGUGGCAUUUGUUGUUACAGGUGCCAGCAAGGCGAAUGUGGUCAAGAAAGUGUUUGUUGACAUCGACAAGCAAUAUCCAUCGGCUUGGAUAGAACCUAUUAAUGGGAAACUUACUUUAAUAACAGACGCAGGAGCUGGCCAAGAACUCAAAUUGUAAUAUUAAUUGUUGUGUUAAUAAUUAAAAUAAUAAGAAAACUUACAAUGAUGCUA